This is a messenger RNA of Olea europaea var. sylvestris, 1611 nucleotides long. Its product is annotated as phosphoacetylglucosamine mutase-like. Gene Ontology annotation, molecular function: phosphoacetylglucosamine mutase activity. The coding region runs from base 139 to 1611 and encodes 490 amino acids. Gene Ontology annotation, biological process: carbohydrate metabolic process; UDP-N-acetylglucosamine biosynthetic process. The transcript has 11 exons. The record is from RefSeq and is a predicted model, not a curated record. NCBI's taxonomy places the organism in Eukaryota, Viridiplantae, Streptophyta, Magnoliopsida, Lamiales, Oleaceae.
CGUGGCCCAGUCAAUAGGGGGACAAUUCCCCAACAUCCCUCCGGCACCCUUUCCCCUUCCUGUACUUCGUCCCAUUUCUCAGCCAGUCCCAAGGUUCGUCCGUAUAUAAAACUUGACGUAAAUCAAACUAGGAAGCAAAUGAAUGAACAACAACGAUCGAUCCUUCUCCACUCCGCUUCUUGCUUCCCCCUACCACCAGGGGUGAAGCUGUCUUAUGGUACCGCGGGGUUCCGGGCCGAUGCGUCGCUGCUUGAGUCGACGGUGUUCCGAGUAGGGAUAUUGGCGGCAUUGAGGUCUGUACAGACUCGGUCAGUUGUUGGCCUCAUGAUCACGGCCUCCCAUAACCAGGCUUCGGAUAAUGGCGUUAAAGUGGCAGACCCCUCGGGCGGAAUGCUCUCGCAACACUGGGAACCCUUUGCUGACACCCUUUCCAAUGCAGGGGAUCCCAAUACCCUUCUCCAGUUGAUAGAUGAUUUUGCGAAGAAGGAAAAGAUCCCACUUGAAGGAGCCUCUGAGGGAGAGGUACUUUUGGGAAGGGACACUAGGCCCAGUGGUGAAUUUCUUGCUGAGGCUGCGAAACAAGGAAUAACUUCGAUUAUGGGAGUCAAUGCCACUGAUAUGGGAGUCAUGACAACCCCUCAACUGCAUUGGAUGGUUCGUUCUAGAAACAAAGGCAUGGAAGCAUCUGAAAACAAUUACUAUGACCAGCUUUCAACUUCUUUCAGGUGCUUGAUGGAAUAUAUUCCCAAAGGAAACAGAAAUUUCAAUGUGAAUGACAAAGUAAUUGUUGAUGGAGCAGAUGGUGUGGGUGGAGAAAAGCUAGAAAUUUUGAAGAAAUUGUUGAGUGAUUUGAGCAUCGAUGUUCGUAAUCGUGGUGAUGGUGUACUCAAUGAGGGUGUUGGUGCCGACUUUGUGCAAAAGGAAAAGAUUAUUCCACGCGGUUUUGGCCCUGCUGAUGUUGGGUUUAGGUGUGCUAGUUUGGAUGGAGAUGCUGAUCGACUUGUAUAUUUUUCUAUUGAAUUAAAUAGCAACAAGAUGGAAUACCAUCUAAAUGAGAAGUUGAGAUCGAUGUCAUCAUCGACGAUAUCGAUACCUUCAACAACUAUCCAUAGGGUUGGAGGUGUUUUAAGGACAUCUUACAUGUCUUCACCCAGAUCACACUCGAAACCCAAGAGAUCUGAGCAUAUGAGACUAUCCUCAUGGGGUACCGUUUUGCAAGGUGACGGGAAAUAUGCUGCCUCCGGAUGCAUCAUUGACGAGCAUUCCAAACGGACGGAUGUCCAUCUGCUUGAAGUUUUAACUGAUUUGAUGCCAUCAAUGGAAAAGGAGGGUCAAGGUCUUGUAUAUGAAUUAGCCCUUCCGCAUACUCAAGAUGGCCAUUUGUCCGAUCAUAUUUGUGUAAGAGCGCGGUUUCAGUUGAUCGACGAUCACCUCUAUCGAGGGCAUCUGCUUCUCUCCCAUCCAGACACAUCUCCCGUGGAUCAGAAGCACAUAGCCAGAGUCAUUAUUUCGAUAAACUGUAUGCCUGCCUGGGUUAACGAUUUAUCCUACGAUGUUGGAGUCCUAUGUGGCCACUUAAUAGACCUUCAGGAUGAGGUCACAGUACUCUGA